This is a messenger RNA of Diaporthe amygdali, 2211 nucleotides long. RefSeq lists its product as uncharacterized. NCBI's taxonomy places the organism in Eukaryota, Fungi, Ascomycota, Sordariomycetes, Diaporthales, Diaporthaceae. The coding region runs from base 1 to 2211 and encodes 736 amino acids. The record is from RefSeq and is a predicted model, not a curated record. The transcript has a single exon.
AUGUUUUCCAAGCUCAAGAACCUCGCCGACAAGGGGCAAGGGUCGAAAUCCGACGAUGACCAGGGAGAGUCGCUCACAACCAUCCUUCCCACUCGAGAGGACCGGGUGAAUCUCCUGCUCCUGAUUGCGGAUCUGAUCGAGGUGAUGCGAGUUCAGCUUGUCGACACUUUUGACGCAAGCAAAUCCGAGACUGCCACACCGCUCAAGAUUGGCCGCUCACUCGACCAGCCCGAAGAAGACGAUACUGCCCUGGAAAUCCAGCCCGAGGCAGCAGAACAGAGUGGACUCGACCAGGCUGCAGAGGGCACAGCCAAGCCCGAAACUGGAAGUCAAACAGAAGAAGUCAAGGCAGUUGAAGGAAAGGGCAGUGAUGCGGCCGAAAAGGCGAAGAAGGCCUUGGAGAAAAGGACCAAGGAGCUUGCCAGACCAGAGAACGAGGCCUUGAAGAAGGCUGCGCUGACCCAUUUCGAUGACUGGCGAGACAAAGUUAUGCAACGAAUUGGCGAGGCCGUCAAUCAGCGCGAUGCUGGGGAGGAGGCAGCUAACCAGGGUCAACAAUCCCGCCCCUCAAGCCAGCAGAAACCAGACGCGGCCGGAGAGACCUUGCAGAAUAUUUUCCCACCACUUGAGACCCCACUGAUCUCGCUGAGUGAUGCACGGCGAGUUCUCAUCAUGCACUCAAUCUUACUGAUCCUGCUCGGACUGGAGUCGUAUCCGGCAGAAUCCCGCGUGCUCAUGCUUCGGCUCGCAAGUUCACUGGGACUAUCCAUGGACCUUCUGGCGCAGGACGAGAUUUCAGUCGCCAAAGGGCUACUGGAGGUCGCGAAGCAGCAGAUGAACGCGGACGAAGAGACCAAGAAAAAGGCAGAGGAGGGGUCAACUGCGAGGAAGUGGAAAGUUGGUCUCGGUGCAGUUGCCGGAGCUGUUCUUAUUGGAGUAACGGGCGGCCUUGCAGCUCCUCUGCUUGCGGCCGGAGUAGGAACAGUGAUGGGUGGUCUAGGACUCGGCGCCACCGCCACCGCUGGAUACCUCGGCGCACUGGCAGGCUCCGCUCCGCUUGUAGGUGUCCUCUUCGGUGCCUACGGCGGCAGGAUGACAUCGAAGAUGGUCGAUGAGUAUGCCAAAGAGGUUGAGGAUUUCGCCUUCCUGCCUGUCAACAAGCCAUCGCUGUUCCACCGGGGAAAGCAAGACGACAAGGAUUCGAGACACCUCCGUGUCGCUGUGGGUAUUGCAGGCUGGCUUGUUGAGGAGCCUGAGGUCGUUUUGCCAUGGCAGGCAAUCAGUGGUCGGAGCACCGAGGCAUUCGCUCUCCGAUGGGAGCUAGAGGCAUUACUUCGACUUGGGUGUGCAUUGAAUACAUACAUCAAGAGCUACGCCUGGGGCUUUGCCAAGAAGGAGAUCCUCAGCCGCACCAUAUUUGCUACUCUUGCGUCGGCUCUCACCUUACCCUACGGUCUUGCGAAAGCCUCGCGUGUGAUCGACAACCCCUUCAGCGUCGCGGUGGCUCGGAGUGAGAAGGCAGGCAAGGUCCUUGCUGAUGCACUCAUCAACAAAGUCCAGGGAGAGCGGCCAGUGACGCUGAUAGGCUAUUCGCUAGGCGCAAGGGUCAUCUACACGUGCCUUGCUGAGCUUGCAAACCGAAAAGCAUUCGGCUUGGUGGAAUCGGUUUGCCUCAUCGGCGCGGCUGCCCCGUCCGAUCCUAUUGCCUGGCGCAAAAUACGCUCUGUCGUCGCAGGUCGCGUGAUCAACGUCUUUUCCACCCAAGACUACCUACUUGCUUUUCUUUACCGCGCCAACAGCUUCCAGUACGGUAUUGCCGGCCUGCAAGCGAUUCAGGAAGUCCAGGGGAUUGAAAACGUGGAUGUCUCCGAGCUUGUCGACGGGCACACACAGUACCGCUUUCUAGUCGGAUCGAUCUUACAGAAACUGGACCUCGAGAAUAUCGAUGGCGAGGUUGUUGAAAAGCAGUUGAAGAAUCUCAAACGCCAGGAGAAAGAGGACAAGGAAGAGCGCGAGAGGAAGGCAGCCGAGGGCAAGUCCGCAGAAGAGGAGGCUGACGAGAUGGAGAAGGAGGUUGAACAGAAGAGCAAGGCGGCUAAGGCGAUGGAGUGGAUGGGCAGUCAGGUUUCCAGUAUCAACAAGAAGAAGUCUACGCCAACAGAGAGCGUGAUGACAGAAGACGACAUGCUCCGCGAGGCUGAGAAGCGGUAG